UCUAUUCAAAGGAGGAUCAUCAAUCGGGGACCAUACUGACGAGGAUUUUUUUGGGCUGAAUUUCCUAACCUAUCCUGUGUAUUUUUACAUAUUUGACCAACCCACUCCGCUGUACCUCCACACCAUGGCGAGCUCAGGAGUGCAACUUCUCGGUUUUCUGCUCUGCCUGAUCGGUCUCGCCGCCACUAUCGCAGCCACUUACAUGGUUGAAUGGAAAAAGCACCACGAGGGCAACCACGGCACACAUCAGACCUAUGAGGGCUUGUGGAUGACCUGCAGCGGGCAAAGCGAAAGGAUGACCUGCGAGCUGCACGAGUCUCUCCUCAAACUGCCAGCUGAGAUCCAGGUCACCAGGGCAGUGAUGCUGCUCAGCAUCUUCCUGUCCAGCGUGGCUCUGAUGGUGGCCACAGUGGGAAUGAAGUGCACCCGCUUCCUGGAAACCAAGGAGCAGAGCAAAAGUAUAGCCGCCAUGGCUGCUGGGAUCAUGUUCAUGAUUUCAGGUAUUUUGACCCUCGCCAUAACCUCCUGGUAUGUCAGAAAGAUCGUUCAGUCCUUCUAUGGAUCCCAUCACCUGAGCAGGCAUGAGUUUGGCAGUGCAGUGUUUGUGAGCUGGGCCGGUGCCAUCCUCACCCUGACCGGAGGAGUUUUCCUGAGCUGUCGGAGGUGCUCGAGGCGUGGCUCGUCCAUGACCGUCCCCCAGCUCCACGCUGCCCAGGGGGCCAACUAUGUGUAGCGAGGAGGGCAGGGGAGAGACGCCAGGAGAGGCCUCGAUACAGCCAAUCCAGAGCCACGGUUCUGCACAGCGAUGCGGGUUGUGUCACUGCUGGUGUUUCAGGGGUAAAGAAACUUCCCACUGUGGGACUACAAGCCGCCAUCACCAGGAUCACACACUCUGGGACUGUGUGUAACGGCUUUAAAUCUUAUUUAUUAGCUUGUUUAUGGAGUUCAUCUGCUAUGGCAAAGCAUUUGUGCAGCAGCAUCUGAUACCACGACAUGUUUCGUUUCCACUUAAAGGAAAUCACUCAAGGAUCUGAUUUUUAUAUUUGUUCAGUUUACACAUUAGACUUUGGCAGUCUGUUUGUACUAACUGACAAUCAGUGUUAGGAGAUAAAAUUAGGGACACACUCUUUAAUAAUAAUAAUAAUAGUAAUUUAUAACUGUCACACUGCAGGAUUCCAGUAUUUUUAUUUUGUAUUUUAUACUGUAAGUACUUACUUCUACUAUGCCCUUUACAUCGCCUUUUAUGUUUUUGUACAUUUUCACACUGUGAUAUAUUUUGUUUAUGCAGCAGAUGUUCUUUUAAUUAUGUGACUCUAAUGUAUUUUGUAAUUGU
Messenger RNA from Myripristis murdjan (pinecone soldierfish), 1333 nucleotides. RefSeq names its product claudin-1. The coding region runs from base 125 to 733 and encodes 202 amino acids. Gene Ontology annotation, cellular component: membrane; bicellular tight junction. The record is from RefSeq and is a predicted model, not a curated record. Gene Ontology annotation, molecular function: structural molecule activity. NCBI's taxonomy places the organism in Eukaryota, Metazoa, Chordata, Actinopteri, Holocentriformes, Holocentridae. The transcript has 4 exons.